Tetrapisispora phaffii CBS 4417 is the source of this 1140-nucleotide messenger RNA. RefSeq names its product actin-related protein 1 (gene ARP1). Lineage: Eukaryota; Fungi; Ascomycota; Saccharomycetes; Saccharomycetales; Saccharomycetaceae. Bases 1 to 1140 code for a protein of 379 amino acids. The transcript has a single exon. The record is from RefSeq and is a predicted model, not a curated record.
AUGAAUAAUGAAGGACUUUAUAACCAACCUGUUGUAAUCGACAAUGGUACUGGGGUGCUGAAAGUUGGGUUUGUAGGUGAUGAUAAGCCUAAAUGUUUUCAACAUAACAUAGUGGGUACACCUAAGUUUGAUAAAGUGAUGAUUGGAGGAUUAGAUGAUAAUAUGUACAUAGGAAAUAAGGCACAAGAAAAUAGAGGUUUGCUGAGGUUAAGACAUCCAAUGGAACAUGGUGAGGUAAAACAUUGGGAUGAAAUGGAGGCGGUAUGGAAACAUACUUUAUUGCAUGAUUUAAAUAUUCAACAUAUCGAAGAGCAUCCAAUUUUAAUUACAGAAGCACCUCUCAAUAGUAGUAAAAAUAGAGAACAUAUGUGUGAAAUACUAUUUGAAUCCUUUAAUAUUCCUGCCAUACACGUCGAAAAUCCAGCAGUUUUGGCAUUGUAUUCAGGAGGUAGAACUACUGGAUGUGUCAUUGACUGCGGUGAAGGAUAUUGCAGUGCAGUGCCAAUAUAUGAAGGGUUUGCUUUGACACCAUCAAUACGGAGGAUAGAUAUUGGUGGAAGGGAAAUCACCGAGCAAUUACAGUUUCAAAUUAGAAAAAGUGUAGGCAUGUCUUUGUUCUCUAGUAAUGAAAAGGAAAUUGUCAGGACUAUUAAAGAGAGAGCAUGCUAUGUGGCUGAUGAUAUUUCUAAGGAAGAACAUAAAUAUAUUUUGGACUCUGAAAGUAAUAGUUCCAAAUUUAAAUUACCGGACGGGAAGUCUUUAAGUAUUGGAAAUGUUAGAUUUAGAGCAACAGAGCUUUUAUUCAACCCCAGACUUAUUGGCUGCGAGAGCGACAGUGUUCCAGAAAUUGUAUUUCAAACUCUUUCCAGAGUUGACAUAGAUUUAAGACCUAUGUUGUACAAAAGUUUAGUGCUGAACGGUGGUACUACCGUUCUUCCGGGAUUUGGGAAUAGAAUACUAAAAGAAUUACAAAUUUUGACUAAACAAGAUACCAAAUUAAGAAUAAUUGCAUCACCUGAAAGAAAGUACACCACUUGGAUUGGUGGUUCGAUUCUAGCAGGGCUAUCUACGUUUCAAAAAAUCCUAGUUACAAAAAGUAAUUGGAACGAAGAUAGGUCAAGAGUAUAUUCAAGUUUUUAA